AUGAAGCUUUUGGCCUUGGUCAACUGUGCUUUGAGUCUCUCACUUCUCCCAAGCAUGGUAGCUGCACGAACCGGAAAGGCUUUCCCAUUUGAAUAUCCGACUGGCUCCGGCAUGCUCUGCGGUGGGAUGACAUAUAGUCCCUGUCACCCCAUUGUCGCGGUAUCUAUCGAUGAGUUCGGAUAUGGACUAUGUCGUCAGUGGGUCCGGAUAACCGAUUCGCGCAAUGGUGUCUCAGAGUAUGGACAAAUCUAUGAACAAGAGUAUGAUGGAAACGUCGACAAUCUCUGGCUGUCAUACUCGCUGUACUCGAAGUUCGAGUACGGCCUUAUCAGGGGCUCCGCAAACAGGCAGCUCAACAUCACUUGGGAGUAUAUGCCAGAAGGUUGGAACCCUUAA
This is a messenger RNA of Coprinopsis cinerea okayama7#130, 396 nucleotides long. RefSeq lists its product as hypothetical. The coding region runs from base 1 to 396 and encodes 131 amino acids. Lineage: Eukaryota; Fungi; Basidiomycota; Agaricomycetes; Agaricales; Psathyrellaceae. The record is from RefSeq and is a predicted model, not a curated record. The transcript is spliced from 5 exons.